GAAGUUGUGAUGAUGUCCAAGUAUUUUGCCAGCAAGUCUGUCUCAAUCGUUACUAUGGCGGCUACCAGUGCUGGUGUAAAGAUGGCUAUGAACUCAACGAUGAUGGGAUAACUUGUCGAGAAGUUUCAGCAACACACAGUGUUCCAGCACCUAACCAUACCUGGUACACAAUACCUCAGACCCACAAUGUGGACACCAAAUACAGUACUCCCUCUACUUUACACACCCAGACCUUCACAGAGAACCAGCCCCAGGGCAGAGAAAAAGAGACAGCCAAAAAAGCUGCAAAAUUAUCAGAUUCUAAACAUGACAUUGUUCAGGGAGAUGAUCCUAGGCCAAUAGCAGACAAUAGAGUACCAUUUUCUUCACAGUCAGAUAUUAAAAAUGAGAAAUCCAGUGAUAAGUAUGAUGAUUUUGACUCUUCUUCCUCUGAAAAUAUUAUUAUGCCAGUAGCAACCCAUGAUAAGAGACAUGAGAACUCUGUUCUAAGUCGGCAGACAAAGGCCCCUGCUAAGUAUACCUCCUGCAAUGACUUGGAUUGCUUCAAUGGGGGGAGCUGUGUGCCAGACGUGCUGCGUGGAGGUGUUCGGUGUCAGUGCCGCCUGGGUUUUGAUGGAGAUUAUUGCGAACAAGAAAUGCUUGUCCGCUACCCUAAAUUUAUGGGCACUGGGUAUGUCUCGUUCCCUGUCCUGAGGAGGGCCUUCAAAGAGAUGACCGUUACUUUGGAGUUUCGCCCCGAUACUCAGAAUGGUCUGCUGUUAUUUAGUGGAGAACACCCUGAUGCUCAUACAGACUUCUUUUCAGUCAGCUUGAUUGAUGGAUAUGUGGAGUUUAGGUUUGACUGCGGUACUGGUAUGGCCAAAAUCCGCACGACCAGUGAAGUAAAGCUGGGAAAGUGGAACACAGUCACUGUCCACAGACAUGAGUGGGACGGGUCUGUACAGCUAAAUAAAGGAGAACAGGUCAGAGGGAGAGCUCAGGGUUUGUUUUCACGGAUCACAUUCCGUACACCCUUGUUUCUAGGAGGAUACAUCAACACUACUCACAUAGGCAGCAGGACAGGGAUGUACUUUGGCUUCAUUGGUUGUGUCAAGGCAAUGAAAAUUAAUGGCAAAGAGUUUGACUUCCGUAAGGGAGCCUUCAUUGGAGACGCCAUGGAUGGUGUAGAUGUGGCUGAAUGCAGUGCCCAUAUAUGUCGUAACUCUCGUUGUCGUAAUGGCGGAAGUUGCAUGGCAGACUCUCCAGACACCUACACAUGUCUCUGCCCCAUGAUGACUGCUGGGAAAUAUUGUGAAAGAAGCAUUGAGCACAUUGUGGUCCCCCAGUUUACAGGGCAUUCCUUCCUGCAGUAUGAAGGAAUCAGAAGAACAGCACUUAGCUAUACAGAGAUAGAACUGGUCUUCAAGGCUACAAAUAAAGAUGGCACCCUCCUGUAUAAUGGCUUCACCACAGACCGUAGAGGAGACUUCAUCUCCCUGACUCUGGUGGAUGGAUAUUUGGAAUAUCGCUUUGAUUUAGGGACUGGGCCUGCUAUUAUUAGGUCAUCACAGCCAUUACCCCUCAAUACCUGGCACACAGUAAAGAUCUCCCGUACAGGACGUGAUGGUGUUCUGGAGGUGAAUGAGCAGCCUGCGGUGCAGGGGUUGUCCCAGGGAGCUUACACACAGCUUACACUUCUACAGGAUCUCUUCAUUGGAGGACACAGAAAUUAUGAUGAUACUUCUAAAUAUGCCAGGGUUAAACAGUCAUUUCAAGGUUGCAUACAAAAGGUGGUUGUUAACAACAAGCCUCUGACUCUGAUGGAGGACUACAUUGAUGGCAUUAACAUAGACACCUGCAGUCACCCCUGCUCCACCAAGCCCUGUGAGAACAACGGGAAGUGUGUCCCUUAUAAGAACUUCUACACAUGUAACUGUCCUCUAGGGUUCACCAACACAAACUGUGAAGAAACUGUAUAUGAUGAUGUGACAGUCCCAAUGUUUAGAGGAAACAGCUUCUUGAAGUAUAAUGAUGAAGAAACCAUGAAAAGAAUCAAAGGCAAGAAGCUGGAUAUUAAAAUACGGCUAAAGACCAGCCAAUCAGAUGGACUUAUCUUGUGGAGUAGUGAAGAACACCUGAGCACCAUCAGCGACUAUGUGGCUAUUGGUUUGCGUGGAGGGUAUGUCCACUUUCAGUACAACCUGGGCAGUGGGGAGGCGGACAUCAUGGUCAAUACGACCAGGAUCGAUGAUGGGAAGUGGCACAGGAUUCAUGCUAAAAGGUUAAAACAGGAUGGGUCUCUGAAAGUUGAUGACCUUUCUGCACAAGAUGGCCGAAGUCCUGGAAGAUUUACUCAGCUAAAUACCAACACACAACUCUUUUUAGGUGCUGUGAAUGACAUGGCAGAGAAAACACUUCACAAAUAUACAGGGGGUUUUGUUGGAUGUAUCUCCCACUUUACUCUGGCCACAGACUACCAUGUGAAAUUUGUUGCUCAAGCCAGCAGUGGACAGAAUAUUAACCAGUGCUCAUGAAAAAGAAGUACCAACCCAGUGAAGUGAUGAAAGCUGGAGCAGGAUUGGAUGUAGUAUGUUUAAGAUACAGCAUAUUGAAAUGUGAAUGUAGAAGGUCCCAGCAGCACUCAGUGAAGGAAGAACCACUGUGAUAUCAUGACAGAGUUAUUUGCCAUGGAAUGUCAGGACAGUGGGGUUAUUGCUGUUACUUCUCUUUUUUUUAUCAAGUUUUGGGAUUAUGUAAAUGAAAUGAAUGUAAAAGUAGCAAAAUAUGCCCAAAUACAAACUGGAAUUGGCCUUUAUUUGUAACAGAGAUAUUUCCUGCUGAAGAAUUGUGUAAAAGAUCAUCCCAAUAUAAGAAUUGUAACUAUUUUUAAAUAGGAGAGACCUGUGAAGGAGACCUAUAUGUAUAAUUUUGUUACUAUAUCUUUCAACAUCAAGAGAUAGUCAUGGUACAUGUAAUUGACAGCUAACAUAAUUGACCUAAAGAUAGUUCAGUACAUGAAAUAAUACUUUUCUCUUUCUCCAUUUCUCUGCUUUCAUAUUUGUCUGUCAUAUUUGUGCCAAAGUGAACAAUGAUUGUUUUGUAAUUUUUUAUGUGUUGUCUAGACCUAUUUAGGGCUUUAAAGGUGGAAAGCUUGCACAUUUUUAUCUUCUGUAGGUCUGAAUAUUGUAGCUCUAUUAUAUAUAUUGAUAUAUAUAUAUAUUUGAUCCCCAAAAGUCAUGAAGUCAUACCUGACAGCUAUAAAAAAAGAAUUUUGAAUUAAAAAAUUAAUAGGGAGUAAUUAUAGAAGUACGCGUAAAGACAUAUUUCACAUUUCAGUUUUGAGAAGAAUAUUGGUUUCAACUAUGUUUCAACUAUGUUAAAACAUAGAUGAAUCCUAGAUUCCACCAUGUUUAUCACUUUAAAAUGGAUCAAAACAAGUAAAAACAAGCAAAAGCUGACAUAAUCUAAGACUAAUUGCAGUUUUUAGUUGAAAUAGGACAUACGCAUUCGUACGACACCUAUUUCCCUUUGUUUAUUUGUUGUUUCAUGAAAUUAACUAUUAUAUCAAUUUACCUUCCCGUGUAGUUAUUUUUUUCAGCUUUAUACUCAUGCCAAAUUUUCAUAUCCACACAGUCUUCCCAAAGAUGACCCCCCCAUGUAAUCACUGUGCAUGCCUUUCUGCCUAACGUUCUACUAGUAUAUGUGUUAAUGCAACUUUUUUGUACGUCUCUGGAAUCUAGUUCUCUUUUUUAUGCAGUAUGUCAUAUUUGUGAAAGUUAACAGUGCAUUAGUGUCAUUGCAAUACGGUAGAUUUGUAAAUGAAAUUAAUACGGAAGUGCUUUUUAUUUUACAGUGUACAUAAAAUGUACAGAUCAAAUGCAUUAUACAGGCUGUAAAGUUGAAGUGAAGAAAACAUGAUGGAAUGCAUAAUACCUGUCAGAAAUGUUUAUGGAGAUUUGACACCUGUUGAACAGAAGUCGCAGUGUAAGAGAUAAUCCUUGAGUGAUUUUUAC
This is a messenger RNA of Lingula anatina, 3992 nucleotides long. Its product is annotated as pikachurin. Gene Ontology annotation, molecular function: calcium ion binding. Lineage: Eukaryota; Metazoa; Brachiopoda; Lingulata; Lingulida; Lingulidae. The record is from RefSeq and is a predicted model, not a curated record.